This is a messenger RNA of Nelumbo nucifera (sacred lotus), 4204 nucleotides long. It is a transcript of the gene PDR2, whose product is annotated as phosphate deficiency response 2. Gene Ontology annotation, cellular component: endoplasmic reticulum membrane. Gene Ontology annotation, molecular function: ATP hydrolysis activity; ATP binding; P-type ion transporter activity. The record is from RefSeq and is a predicted model, not a curated record. Lineage: Eukaryota; Viridiplantae; Streptophyta; Magnoliopsida; Proteales; Nelumbonaceae. Gene Ontology annotation, biological process: transmembrane transport; intracellular calcium ion homeostasis.
UGGAUCGUAAAUGGUCUGGGUCGAGUGGAGGGUCGACGAAGGCUUUUCUCUCUGACUCUUUCGUCUGUUCUCUAUUCCGCCAGUUUCCAUUGAAGCUGUUGGGGACAUUAGGGUUAGCUAUUUUUUUCCCAGUUCCACCAUUAUAGCAGGAUUGAACACCACUGUUUCUCGCAAUUGAGGCUCUAUUUUCAUCGCUUUGCUCACCAAUCUUCUCACAUCGCCAUUCCUGACCAGUCGUCACCAUAGACGAAGUUGAUACCUCAGGCUCAGUUCACAGGGUAGAGGGAAAUGUCGAGGUUUCUUGUUGAUGGGAAAGUAGUGGAAGCAGUCGACUUGCUGAAGAAGAGACGCUGGUCAUGGCGAUUGGACGUCUGGCCGUUUGCCAUCCUUUAUGCUAUUUGGCUUAUUACCAUUGUGCCUAGCAUAGACUUGGUUGACGCUCUGAUAGUUUUUGGUGGUCUGGUUGCUCUUCACGUUCUGGUUCUGCUUUUCACGGCUUGGUCAGUGGACUUCAAGUGUUUUGUCCAGUACAGCAAGGUUAGAGAUAUUCAUUGUGCAGAUGCAUGCAAAGUAAUUCCUGCAAGAUUUUCUGGUUCUAAGGAAGUUGUUCCACUUCAUUUUCGUGGAUCUCUUGUAGCACCAGUACCAUCUCUGGUGGAUGCAGAAGAAAUAUAUUUUGAUUUCAGAAAGCAACGGUUCAUCUUUUCAAAUGAGGAGAAGACUUUUUGCAAGCUCCCUUACCCUACAAAAGAAACAUUUGGAUACUAUCUCAGAAAUACAGGCCAUGGUUCAGAAGCUAAAGUUGUUGCUGCCACCAAGAAGUGGGGCCGGAAUGCAUUUGAAUACCCACAACCCACAUUCCAGAAGUUGAUGAAAGAGCAUUGCAUGGAGCCAUUUUUCGUUUUCCAGGUUUUCUGUGUUGGUCUCUGGUGCUUGGAUGAGUAUUGGUACUAUAGUCUCUUCACCCUUGUCAUGCUAUUUGUGUUUGAGUCAACGAUGGCUAAAAGUCGGUUGAAAACACUAACUGAGCUUAGACGUGUAAGAGUGGACAGCCAGACACUAAUGGUACAUCGUUGUGGGAGGUGGAUGGAAAUCCCUGGGACGGAUCUUCUUCCUGGGGAUGUUGUCUCCAUUGGCCGGUCCUCUGGUCCAAAUGGAGAAGAUAAGUCUGUUCCAGCAGACAUGCUUAUAUUGGCCGGAAGUGCAAUUGCUAAUGAAGCUAUUCUCACAGGCGAGUCUACUCCUCAGUGGAAGGUUUCAGUUGCAGGUAGAGGAAUUGAUGAGGAAUUAUCCAUUAAGAGGGAUAAAGGCCAUGUUUUGUUUGGUGGAACAAAGAUAUUGCAGCAUACUCCAGAUAAGUCUUUUCAUUUGAAAACACCUAAUGGUGGAUGCUUGGCUGUUGUCUUACGAACUGGGUUUGAAACAAGUCAAGGAAAACUGAUGAGGACGAUUUUAUUUUCCACUGAGAGGGUUACUGCCAACAGCUGGGAAAGUGGGUUGUUCAUUUUAUUCUUGGUUGUGUUUGCUAUCAUUGCUGCUGGUUAUGUACUUAAGAAGGGAUUAGAAGAUCCAACGAGGAGCAAAUACAAGCUUUUCUUGAGUUGUUCUCUGAUUAUUACUUCAGUGAUCCCCCCAGAGCUGCCAAUGGAGCUAUCAAUAGCUGUUAAUACAUCCCUAAUUGCAUUAGCACGACGUGGGAUAUUCUGCACAGAACCAUUUCGAAUUCCCUUUGCUGGGAAGGUUGACAUUUGCUGUUUUGACAAGACAGGAACUCUUACUUCAGAUGACAUGGAGUUCCGUGGAGUGGUAGGCUUAUCUGACAGUCUGGAUUUACAGUCAGAUAUGGCUAAAGUGCCUAUUCACACAUUAGAAAUUCUUGCUUCUUGUCAUGCUUUGGUGUUUGUGGACAACAAGCUGGUUGGCGAUCCUCUUGAAAAGGCUGCACUUAAAGCUAUAGAUUGGAUUUAUACUUCUGAUGAGAAGUUGAUGCCUAAGAGGGGAGGUGGCCAUGCUGUGCAGAUUGUACAUAGAUAUCAUUUUGCAUCUCACUUAAAGAGAAUGGCGGUGGUUGUUCGUGUUCAGGAGGAAUUUUUUGCUUUUGUGAAGGGUGCACCAGAAACCAUUCAGGAUCGGCUGAUUGAUUUGCCUUUCACGUAUGUCCAGACAUACAAGAAAUAUACACGUCAAGGGUCUCGAGUUUUGGCCCUUGCAUACAAGCGUCUUGCUGAAAUGACGGUUUCUGAAGCUAGAAGCUUGGAUAGAGACUUAGUGGAGAGUGGCCUUACUUUUGCUGGCUUUGCGGUUUUUAAUUGUCCUAUUCGCAGAGAUUCAGCUUCUAUUUUAUCUGAGCUAAAAGGAUCUUCGCAUGACUUGGUAAUGAUUACUGGUGAUCAAGCUUUAACAGCUUGCCAUGUUGCUGGUCAAGUUCAUAUUAUUUCAAAGCCUGCAUUGAUUCUAAUUCCAGCAAGAUGUGGUGAAGGUUUCGAAUGGAUUUCACCAGAUGAAAUUGAGAGCAUUAGUUAUGGUCAGGAAGAAGUGAAUACUUUGUCUGAGUCCUAUGAUCUAUGUAUUGGAGGAGACUGCUUUGAAAUGUUACAGAAGACUUCUGCCGUUCUUAAAGUCUUUCCUUAUAUAAAGGUUUUUGCGAGGGUUGCUCCCGAUCAGAAGGAACUUAUUAUGACCACCUUUAAGACAGUGGGAAGGACAACACUGAUGUGUGGAGAUGGAACAAAUGAUGUCGGUGCUCUGAAGCAGGCCCAUGUAGGAGUUGCUUUGCUGAAUGCAGUUCUGCCGGCUCAACCUGGAGACUCCGAUUCCUCACAAACAUCCAAAUCACAAGCAAAGUCAGUCAAGCCCAAGAAAUUGAAGCCAGGUAAUUCACAAAACUCAGGUGGUGCCCUUAGUAUGAAUGAAGAUGGAAGGUUGGUCAACCGAUUAGAAUCAAAUGGUUCCUUGGGAAAUAAGCGCCAUCUGACAGCUGCAGAAAGACAUCAGCAGAGACUAAAGAAGUUGAUGGAUGAGAUGAAUGAGGAGGGUGAUGGUCGUGCUGCACCCAUUGUCAAGCUUGGUGAUGCAUCUAUGGCAUCGCCCUUCACUGCAAAACAUGCAUCUGUUUCCCCAACGUUGGACAUAAUUCGGCAGGGCAGGAGCACCCUGGUAACCACUCUGCAGAUGUUCAAGAUUCUUGGCCUUAACUGCCUUGCAACAGCUUAUGUCCUUAGUGUUAUGUAUCUCGAUGGUGUCAAGCUUGGUGAUGUCCAAGCGACAAUAAGUGGCAUCUUCACUGCUGCUUUUUUCCUCUUUAUUUCCCAUGCCCGACCCCUCACAACCCUGUCUUCUGCAAGGCCCCAUCCAAACAUCUUUUGUGCAUAUGUCUUUCUCUCUCUCCUGGGACAGUUUGCAAUCCACCUCCUUUUCUUGAUAUCUUCUGUCAAUGAGGCUGGCAAGUACAUGCCAGAGGAAUGUAUUGAGCCAGACUCCGAUUUCCACCCUAACUUGGUCAAUACUGUGUCAUACAUGGUGAACAUGAUGAUCCAGGUGGCUACCUUCGCUGUAAACUACAUGGGCCAUCCAUUCAACCAAAGCAUUAGAGAGAAUAAGCCAUUCUUGUACGCCCUUUUAGCUGCUGUCGGGUUUUUCACAAUCAUUACAUCGGAUCUAUUCAGGGACUUGAAUGACUGGCUGAAGCUGGUACCGUUGCCAGUGGCACUAAGAGGAAAGCUUAUGGUUUGGGCUUUUCUUAUGUUCUCAAGCUGUUAUAUAUGGGAGAGAUUCUUGAGGUGGGCUUUCCCUGGACGAAUGCCAACCUGGAGAAGGCGGCAACAGGCAAUAGCCAGCCAACGGAAGAAUCUGUGAUUUAAAAAUCAAGAGUAGUCCGCUAUCAGAAACGAUGAUGAAGGUACAUGAUGACAGCUGUUGUUAGUGGCAGCUGCAGUUUUGGUUUGCCAACGAUAAUCAAGUUGAUAGCUGAAGUUCAGGGCCGUCUUUUUAUUAUCAAUAUUUUUUUUCUUUUUUCUGGUAAGAAAUCUAUUGCAUUGUUUUUUUGUUGAGUCUCAGAGGUUGUUCAAGUAAUUGUGACCGAGCAUAGAACUGUACAUUCAGGGGGCAUCAAGUACUGCUAACAGUAAAAGUGUCUACCUAUUAAUGGGUGCCUGUUCAAGAUUUCAGGUUUGGUCUUUCAGGCUUUUCUACCUUUUUAAGUCCA